AUGGCCCGCAGAUGCAUUGGUUUCAUAGGCAUCUGUCUUGAACAACCAGCUUCGGGUUUCCUUCGAGAACGAGUAGAACAAGGACGUGAGUUUCGCGGCCGGAGGGAAGUUGUGAUAGUGGGCCCAGGCUCUACAGACGGAUCACUCGAGGCCAACCAGCUCACCUACCGCGAACUCAUGGCACAGCCCGAGGACCAUCACGACGUCAAGCUCCUCAAGAGCCGUGGUCCUGUUGGCUGGGCUAUGCGCCUUCUCCGUGACAACCCCAUGGGUGCCGGCCUCCAGUACAAACAGUCCGCAGCAGCCUUCCCGGCACGGACCCAGAUCAGCGGCCUACCCAACACGCACUUGUGUAGGCAAGUCGAAACCCCCUUUGGGAGUCAACCCCACUGCUCUGUCAUUACAACAGAGCCGGCCUUCGGGAAAGAGUCGACUAACUCUUUCCCGAAGGGAAGAAUAAUAGACAGCCGCAAUAGGGUAAAGCUCCAUGAUCUAGCGAUAAGUUGUUCGCCUUGUCUGCUGGAUAGCAGGAUCCUGAGCUUCUGUCCUGCGACUAUCUCGAGUCUACUCUUGGCCGAGCUGAUGGAAGAUCCUGCCAGUUCGCUGGAUAGCUUUGAGUUGGGCUAA
Messenger RNA from Penicillium mononematosum, 627 nucleotides. RefSeq lists its product as uncharacterized. The coding region runs from base 1 to 627 and encodes 208 amino acids. The transcript is spliced from 2 exons. NCBI's taxonomy places the organism in Eukaryota, Fungi, Ascomycota, Eurotiomycetes, Eurotiales, Aspergillaceae. The record is from RefSeq and is a predicted model, not a curated record.